Molecule: messenger RNA, 667 nt
Organism: Olea europaea var. sylvestris
Lineage: Eukaryota; Viridiplantae; Streptophyta; Magnoliopsida; Lamiales; Oleaceae
Product: zinc finger protein GIS2-like
Exons: 1
Coding region: 62-601 (179 amino acids)
Molecular function (GO): DNA-binding transcription factor activity
Source: RefSeq, a predicted model, not a curated record
UUACUAAUCAUCUUCUCAUAACAAGUUUUUCCAAUGCAAUUAUUUUUCUUCUGAUGCAGGAAUGGAGGGUGAGAAUAUAAUCCAUGGUUCACCAAAAAAUGCAGAAGAUGAAACAAAAUCAUUUCCUUGCUUAUACUGCUCAAGAAAAUUCCACAGUUCACAAGCUUUAGGAGGCCAUCAAAAUGCUCACAAGAAAGAGAGAAAUGCAGCGAGAAAGAACAAAAGGGCUUCUGAAUACAAUUUUCCUUCACUCUCUGUGUCACCACCAUUACUAUUUUCUCCAAACUAUCCCAUUGGAAUUUUGAGCCCUUCUGCCUAUAUUACUGCUCAUGGUGCCACUCUUUGCCAAUUCCAGAACGAACAGUUUGGAUCAUCUGGGGCUGCCUCGCGAAUCCAAAAUGACGUAAUAAAUCGCAGUAACUAUUUGAAUAAUGUGUAUCAAAGUGAAUCAGAUGAUCAGAGCUUCAAGAAUUGGCAAAGGAGUGUAAGAUGCAAUGGAUUUAGUGAAGAAUUAUCAAAACAGACUAUUAAUCAAAGUAUUAGGGGUGCUGAGGAGAGAGCAAAUGAUCAGAAGAAUCUUGAUUUGUCUCUUCAUUUAUAGACAAACAAGGAUUUUUUGUUAGAUUUCCAUUGCACUUAACAAUGGCAGAACCUUUUUUGUUCCUAA